This is a messenger RNA of Caenorhabditis angaria, 2175 nucleotides long. NCBI's taxonomy places the organism in Eukaryota, Metazoa, Nematoda, Chromadorea, Rhabditida, Rhabditidae. The record is from the annotation of a GenBank genome assembly.
AUGGGUACAAGUCAGUCAACUUCGAGAGCUGCAAAGUUCAGUGGAAAUGGGACGAGAAGAAGUAUGAGAGUUACCAGAAGUGGUGAGUUUUGAGGAAAGCUGGGAAUUCUAUUUUCUAUAUUUUUUGAAAUUCUGAAAAAUCCUGAAACUUGAGCUCUGAAAUUCUGGAUUUUUUAUUUUUAUUAGCCUGAAACUAAGCCUGAUUAAAUAACUCAGAAUGUUUCGUACCCUUUUUUAAAUUCAAGAAUUCCUAAUUGACCUAGUUUUUCCACCGAAAUUUUUCAACCUGAAAAAAAUAGGUUUCAAAAUUUUCGUAUAAAAAUUUGAAUUGAAAUUUUUUUCGAUGUACGAAAUUUUUCCGAUGUACGAAACGUAUGUUUCCAACGAUUCUUUCUAUAAAAUUUUUUGUUAAACCUCCACCCUUUCUGAAUUUCUAGUAACCCUACGAAAAUGCAUUUUCGAGUAAAAUUUUAAAUGUCAAAAUAUUGAAAUUGUCACGCAACAUUUUUCUCAAUUUUUUGAACUCCUCAAAUUUCAUCCAAUUUUCCAAGAACCUUCAAAUUUCUAUUUCUGUCAAGAAAAAGAACUCAAAAAUCCGCUGCUCCCACUCGAAACCUCUCAAAAAACAUGCAAAAUUUAAUUUUACAUCCAUCCGAUCACUGUUUUGCAGCAAUUCGAUUUCGCCCUUCUUUUUUUCUUUUUGAAGAGUUUUGUGUCCCACGCGGAUGGAUUUCUCAACAAACAAUUUUUCAUUAAAAUCUUGAUAUUUCAGUCAGUCUUUCAGUUUUCAGUUUUCUGAAAACAAAAAAAAAUGAAAAAACACACAUAUCUACAUAGAAAUUCAAUCUCAAUGAUUGACAAAACUGUCAUUUUUCGGAAAUAUCAAAAAACAAGAUUUAUGAAGAAUACUGGGAACAGAAACUGAGACAGAGAUAGAGAUAAUCUGGGGAUAAUAUGUGAUUUUCAGCACCGUCUACUGAUCCAACACUUCGAAGAUCGACGUCAGUUCGAAACACAAAUCGAAAUGUGAAAGAGUUUUCGAAAUUUUGGUCAGAUGGUUAGUUGAUUAUUUGAGAUAUGUAGAAUAACAUGAGAUGAGAUGAAUUUUGUAUUCUUAUUUUUAGAUUUUAUAUUAUUUGUUAUGUAUUUUAAUGGAUUACUGUAGGACAAUUAUUGACAACAAACAAUUUCAGUAAUAUUUUUAACAAAAAAAUAUGUAGUUAUGACGUGGAAAAGCUCCAAAAAGAGAUCAGAAACCGAACAUUCAGAGUAUACUUGCAAUUUUGAUGACAAAAAAUUCUGUUAGCAUAGAUUUUUGCUUGGUUUUGUCAGAUGGGAAUUUUUUUAACUUUUUCAAAAAUGCUUUCGUAAUUUUAAUCUGAAAUAUCGGAUUCUGAGCUAAAUUAAAACCAUUGUGUCGGCGGGACGAAGUUAGAAUGACUUUUCAAAAUUUUCAGCGGGUAACGUGAAUCGCGCAAAAUCCUCAACAAAUCGCUCAUCAACUCGAAGAAGUAGCACUAAAGCGAAACCUGGAACGGCAACGGCUACAAAACGAAAUCGAUGUUUGUCUAGUCUCAUAUAACUUUCAAAAAUCAUAUAUUUUUUGCAGCAGUCGAUCAAUUAAGUAACAAUGCUUCUCCCGCUUCUCAAAAAUCCACUUCAAAAACUCGUCGAUCAAGUAAUUGUAUACCAGGACAAAUGACUGUGAAACGAGAAAGGGUACGUGAUUUUUUUUUCAGAUGACGAACAAAUCCUACUAGAUUCCUAAUUAGCCUCUAUUCAUUUAAUCGUGUUAGACGAAAUGAAAUUGAAUGGAGAAAAAAACGAAUUGAAAUUAGAUGAGCUGACGAUGAAAGGGUUCAAAAAAGGUUUCUUUUAUAGAGUUCAUCUCAUAAACGUGGUGGAAGUGUUCGACAAUCUCCAUCUCCACGAUACAGUGAUCCACAACCAACACCGCGUUCUGAUCGACAAACUCCAGAUGUAUGGAUUUUUUAAAGAGAGAGAGAAGGGUUUGAAAAAUUAUCUAUUUUUCAUGUCUCUGAUUUCUUACUCUCAAUUUCUAAUCUCAUUUUUUUUCAGCUGAAUAUCGCAGCUGCUCGUCUCAAAAGAUUGAGUCUAACGCCUUCCACAUAUUAUUAUAAUUAUCAAGAUUCUCCUGAAACUGCAAUUUACUGA